AGUUGUUUUUAAUAUAGGACGUGGCUGCCGUCAGGGCGAUCCACUUUCACCGUAUAUAUUCAUUUUAUGUGUAGAAAUUUUAGCAAUUAAAAUUCGUAAUAAUAAAGAUAUUAAAGGCAUAGUUAUAGACAACACUGAAUUUAAACUUUCACAAUAUGCUGAUGAUAUAUCGCUUUUAUUAGAUGGGUCAGCUUAGUCAUUAAAUGCAUCUCUUUCAGAAUUGGCUAGAUAUGCCCAAUACUCUGGCCUUAAGGUAAACUUUGAUAAAACUCAAGUAAUUUGGAUAGGAAGAAAAAAUACUGCACUGAUACAAUCAAAAUAAAGUGGACAUUAGUGUGGGGUAAAUCUAAUUUUAAGCUGUUAGGAAUAAACUUUCAUGUGAACUUGGAUAAAUUGAUUGACACUAACUUUAAAGAUAAGAUUAGAAUUAUAGAAAACAAAAUAAAGAUAUGGAAACGAAGAUACUUAUCUCCACUAGGAAAGAUCCCUGUAAUUAAAUCUUUACUGAUCCCAAUAUUAACUCACCUAUUUAUCUCUCUACCCAACCCAAACAGUGCAAUUAUAGCACAAUCGAAUAGAUUAUUUUUUAAUUUUCUUUGGGAUGGUCCAGCAAAAAUAAAAAAUACGGUUAUUAUAAAACAAUAUUCAGAAGGAGGACUCAAUAUGUUUAAUUUUAAUAAAUUACUUAUUUUUGGCCAAAGUUAUUGUGAAACAACUAUAGACACACUUUCCAAUAAUUUCUGGAGGGACGUACUCCGGUCUUACUCAAAAUUAUUACAAGCAUAUGUGCCUCAAGGGGACUUAGACUUUCUUUCAAAUCCUUUAUUAUAUAACAAAAAUAUUAAAAUUGAUGGAAUCCCAAUUAAUUCCCAAUUUUGUUAUAAAAAUGGUUUAUUUUAUGUAAAUGACAUUAUAAAUCAAAAUGGAGUCAUAUACACACUAAAAGAAUUAGAAGAAAAACUUAACAUAAAGUUAAACUUUUUACAAUACAUCGAAUUUAAAGCAUCAUUAACUUAAUAUAAAUAAAAAAUUCCGAAGAUAACUGGAGUUACAAAACUAACAUAUCCUAUAAGACCAUUCAUAAUAAAUUUAUUUUUUAAAAGCACAAAAGGAUGUAGUGAUUUUUACAAUAUUCUUAAUAAAAAUAAUGAUGUACCAACAUCUAAAGGUGAAUGGGACAAUACUUACAAUAUAGAAAAUGAAACUUGGAAAGAGAUUUAUCAAUCCCCCUUUAAUCUCUCAGUAAGCUCAUUAUUACAAUGGUUUCAGUAUAGAAUAAACCACAGAAUUGUAUCCACUAAAUCAUAUUUAUAUAAGAUCAAAAUUAUUGAUAGUCCAUUAUGUACAUCAUGCAACCUAACAGUAGAUAAGACAAUUACUCAUAUGCUUUGGAGUUGCCCAGAAACUAAAAAAUUCCUUGAACAAAUAAAAUCAAUGCUUCACUCUAAAAAUAUCCAGUUUAACCUUUCUGAAGAAUUAUAUAUAUUUUAUAUUGGUAAACGAUAUAAUAUUGGAACUUUAAUCCUAGUUCUAGAAACAAAAUAUUAAAUCUUCUCUUCAAAAAGAUUAGGUAUACCUCUGUCUAUUAAAGCAUUUAAAAAUAGGAUUAGAUGGUCAUUUACUGCAUAUGAACAUAUUGCCAAAAAAACUAAUAGACUAGACACCUUUGAAAAAUAUUUGAAGCCAAUCUUGCAGGCAUGUGGGUAUAUACAUGAUAGCUUGCCUGAAACAUAACCAGACCAUGACAAUUAUCAUAUGAUAUUACAAAAUUUUACUAUUAUUCAUCAGUGUAAACAGGUGACCACACAGACUGCUUCUUCUCUUUCUUUUUUGGCUUCUAUUCUUCAUUACUUUCAGCCACCAAAACAUAUAUCGACUAAUGAUUAGAAUAUAUGAUCAAUUAUUAAAAUGUACAUAUUAUUUGCAUAAUUUGCAUAUAUAACAGUAUUAUGUAUAUAUAAUUGUAAGGUGCAGUAGGGGAUGAUUCCCCGACCCCUACUUCACCUAUUUACUGGGAGAAUAAAUGGGUCACCAUUAGGUGGCUGGAAAAAAGUAGAUGGAGCAGAAGCCGAAAAGCCGAUUCUUUCAAGUAAGUAUCUGAAUAUAUCAAAGAGCGCUAUAUUGUGUAAUUUCUCUGAUUGCAGAAAAUAUAAAUGUUUUUUGAUUGUAAGUCAGCAAUACAAGCAGACAAGAGAUGGUUUUUAUGUGUCUUUAGUUACAAUAUCAAUUCCAAAGUAAAAAAUCCCUGCACAUUUCCAUUAAAACAUGUAAAAAUGACGUCAUGACGACAUAUAAUUUAGCAUUAUACAGGUACUGAGAGAGUGCUAUUACAUUUGAUCUACUAUUUUAUAUAAAGUAGGUUUCAGAAUCGAAAUAAUAUUUUCAAAAUGCCGGAGGACAUACAUGUAUUACAGCAUUAUACCUGAAUUUAUAAAAUUUAAUGAUUUCAAAUUAAUUAUUAUUAGUAUAGCACUGUUAUAUUUUGUUGUGUGACAUAUGAUAGAUGACAAUCUGAUGCAUUUAACAAAAAUUCAAAAACAAAUUACCAGACGGUGUUGGACCUCAUGUUGAGACUAUAAACGAAACUUCAAGAAGACCCAGGUUGCAAAAAGACAAAACUUCAAUGAGUGCAGUUACACGCUCUUCGUCUAUGACGGUCACGAGGGAGAAAAGCGAACUGGAAAAAUCUCUACAAACACAGACCAAAGCAACAAGUAUAGGCCUGGAUCUGAAGUCGGAGAGGUCGUCAUCUUUACAUCAGAUCAAAGUUAAAUCCCAAAAUGAGGAGGGUGAAAAAGAACCAAGGCUUAAAGUUUUGGGUCUUAAUUUAUCAUGUUUGGUUUGUUGUCCAGAGAAGAAGGAUGAUGUUAAAACAAUGACAGUCGUCGAACCUGCAGAAAAGCCAUCAUCACCCUUAAAGGAGAAACCUGCAAAGGACGCGGUUAAAAAGGGCGCGAAAGUGAAAGGAGGCAAAGGAAAAGGAAAAGGAGGAAAAAGGAAAAGGUAAAGGAGGAAAAGACAAAGGAAAAUUCGAGAAAAGUGAAGAAAAGGAAGGUAAAGCUGAAGAGAAAGGAGUGACAGCAGAAGAAAAGGGAGAUAAAACGGAAAGAAAAGGAGGGAAAAAUAAAGAAGAAAAAGGAGUAGAUACAGGUGAGAAAGGCAAUGGAAUAGCAGAAGGAAAAGGAGGAGAAAAGGGAGGUAAAGCAGGAGGAAAAAAGGAAAGAAGGAGAAGAAAUCAAAAGAUCUACCGAAUGAUACAGCAAGGAGCGAUGACGUUAUAUUAACAGAAGGUAUAAAAUAUUAAAUUAAAUAGAGAUGUCAAUUACGACUUGAAAAUAAGUAAAUAGAUUACUAGUCAAUUUGAAUUCCAACUCUCUCAUGUAUCUGAUGUUGUUAAUAUUUGUAACUAUAGACAGAUAUAUCUGUUCCAAAGUAAUGAAAUCAAUUUGAACGCUGUGAAUUAUAGCCUGUAGUAGAUAUUUUCUUCAUAAACUCUUAAGCGAUCCGUCGUUGGAAUAAGUGUUGUUUUAUUUUCUUCGCCUUUCGGAUCAUGGAGUUAAUUCAACAUGUGUGUAAUAGAAAUUCCGCUUAAGUCGGAUUUUGUCGGCAUGAUAUGGGUGCCGUACUUUCACUUUCUAUGAACAGAUAAACAAACCGAGUCUGCUAUCUUUUUGUUUGGCUGCAUUCUUUGCUUCCAAGAUAUAUUCUUGUAGAUUUUAUAAAAUAAUAUAGGGUUAUUAUAAUAAUAGCUCGAUGUGGGAUGCUUUAUUCGGCUCGAGUAAAUUUUGCCAGAUCGGAUCUCACGAGGCGGGAAGAUCUACAAAUCUAUUACAUUUUAUGUUGAAUGGACUACAUGAUCCGAGAGUAGAAAAGACCCUUUUAUUAUAUACCUCCAUCUUUUUGUUUGUUGCUUGGUUACGAACGAAAAUUUUAAAUGUUUGUCGAUGUUAAAAUUGAAAUGAGUGACGUUUUUGUUUGCGCUAUUUAUAGAACCGUUUCAGGUCAAAUGAAAGUAGCCCGACUACAUUAAAUACAAAAGGUACAAUACGAAU
This is a messenger RNA of Mercenaria mercenaria, 4052 nucleotides long. RefSeq lists its product as uncharacterized. Lineage: Eukaryota; Metazoa; Mollusca; Bivalvia; Venerida; Veneridae. Bases 2624 to 3007 code for a protein of 127 amino acids. The record is from RefSeq and is a predicted model, not a curated record. The transcript has 3 exons.